GUUAACCGGAAGAGGAAAACGCAGGGAUUAUAGUGUGUACCCAGCAUCCUGGGUGCACCGAGCAUCCUAAAAAUAAACUCUAAAUAAAUCUGCCUUGAUUAUUCUUUUUUGGGGGCAUAACGCAUUUUAUUACUGAGGACUGAUCCAUUGUUUCCGCUGAGGAGGGGCUGCUGUUGUUGCGGACUGUAGCUGCAGCAGGCCACCCACCAUCUGUGGAAGUGGGACAGCGGAACAGAUGGCGUGUCCAAGCCGAGCCGCGGGGCUUUGUCCAGCACAAGAGACAAGGUGCCGUCAUUAAAAUAGCCCGCCUUUACCGUUUGUUUUAUUUUUUUUGCGCGACUUUCUCCUCCACCGUAAUCAGCCAUGUUGGCGUGACUGGAUGCAACUGGAGGACCGAAACGCGUCCCUGUACCGCCUGAGCCGAGACCAACCCCCGCCGACUUAAUCCCUCUUUAAGUCCGUCUGGGUGAACAAUGGUCGACAACCGCUACGCCACCGCUCUGGUCAUCGCCUGCGUGCUGAGCAUCCUGGCCACCGUGUAUCUGUCGGUGGCCAUCGGCACACAGCACUGGUACCAGUACAGCAGCCCCACCGUGCGCGGCGAGGCCAACGUGUCCGAGCUGCGCUCCCUCUACGACGAGUUCAUGACCGGGGAGUUCGACGAGAAGACCUACAGCGACACGCUGUUCCGCCUCAACGGGACCGUGGGGCUGUGGUGGCGGUGCGUGCUCGUCCCACCCUCUGCUCACUGGAGCAGGGAGCCAGAUCCGAAGAUGUUGCUGGAGUGUCGAAACUUCACUCUGCUGGAGCAGUUCACCCCUAAAUACAAGGAGCCAGGGAACCACAACAGCGGAGAGGACAUGCUACGCACCUAUCUGUGGAGGUGCCAGUUUCUGCUGCCACUGUCGUCUCUCGGUCUGGUUGUGCUGGCGGGCCUGAUUGGGUUUUGCGCCUGCCUUUGCAGAAGCCUCACUCCCACAUUGGGCAUUGGAGUUCUUCAUCUCUUGGCUGGUCUGUGCACCCUGGCCACAGUGUGCUGCUACCUGGCUGGGAUGGACCUGCUCCACAGGGUGUCGAUGCUUCCCGACAAGGUGGACGGCUCCCUCGGUUGGUCCCUUUACCUGGCCCUCAUCUCCUCGCCCCUGCACAUGAUGGCUGCCGCGCUGCUGGUGUGGGCGGCGCGCAGUCACAGCCAGAACUACUACCGCAUGACUGCCUACCGGGUGGCGUGAAUAUGUGGUUUUUAUCCCACCUUAUGUUUUAAAGUCUAGAGUAAAAACCCUACAGUAUGCUGCAUUCAUUUAAUUUGUUUUUUCUCUAGGGCUGCUGAUGUGAAAAGAUAAAGUUGAGUGUAGCACAAAGUCCAGGUCAGAAAUACAGAAAAUUAGCUGAUGUUUUUAAAUUUAGAUUUGUUGGUAAAACCUCGAAAUCAACAAUAUUAAAAAAUACCUGCCUGGAUCUCUGGUUAAGCUUUAAUAUAAUUUACUUCCACAGGAGUAAAAACAAGGUUUCCUCAACGCUUUUAAAAGCGACACCUUUUCUUUUAUGUCUUCUUAAAACGACGACACCAAACUCCACAAGUGUAGUUCACUGGUUUGCUACAGUCAGGCUAUAGCAAAGCAAGGUGGAGGUUUGUUAUGCUGUGGUUUGGCUGUGUGUGUCACUUAAUCUGCUGAAAAAAUAAUGAAGAUCAAAAACAUGUUGGACCCAAGUGCACCACCCACUGUCAUGUGAAACUAGGCCAUGGGAGGAGGUUUCUGAGGCAAACACCCCCCAAAACAAAGGCACGAAAUGAAAAGGUUUUUUUUUAAGUUGGCAUGUGAACUGUCCUGAACCAAGUUGAACCUUUUAAAUUAUUAAAUGAUCCAUGUCACCACAAGACAUAAAACAUCCUCAUACCUGAUAGAGAAAGAGAGCCA
Molecule: messenger RNA, 1919 nt
Organism: Poecilia latipinna (sailfin molly)
Lineage: Eukaryota; Metazoa; Chordata; Actinopteri; Cyprinodontiformes; Poeciliidae
Gene: cldnd1a
Product: claudin domain containing 1a
Exons: 4
Coding region: 474-1232 (252 amino acids)
Cellular component (GO): membrane
Source: RefSeq, a predicted model, not a curated record